Messenger RNA from Penicillium soppii, 1998 nucleotides. RefSeq lists its product as uncharacterized. The transcript is spliced from 3 exons. The record is from RefSeq and is a predicted model, not a curated record. Lineage: Eukaryota; Fungi; Ascomycota; Eurotiomycetes; Eurotiales; Aspergillaceae. Bases 1 to 1998 code for a protein of 665 amino acids.
AUGACCGAAGAAGAGGAGCGCGUUAAAGCUGAGAAGCUGGCAGCAGCCAAGAAAAGGGUGGCUCAGCUCCAGAAAAAGAAGAAGGCCAAGAAGGCCUCCACCACUGAAACAGACGCACCCAAGGAGCCCGAACCAACAGAGUCAUCAGUAGAGCCAUCCACAGAGGCUGAACCCACCGAAGAUGCUCCCGCCCCAGAAACACCACCGGCAGACGCCCCCGCGGAGGCAGACAAGCAGGAUGAACUAGUCGUUGAAUCCGAGCCCGCAGGAACCGAGCAGCCCAAGGGAGCAGAGGAGCCGCAAAUGGAGCAGACUAACGAUACACUGGUCGAGUCUCCGCUCGAACCGAUGCCCCCAGCGCCCACAUCUCCUGGCCCGGACGCUGAGCCAUUACCGAAGCUCGAUACACCCCGCGCCAACCAUGGCCGACAGCCAUCUCUAUCGAUCCAAUCUAAGAUGCGCUCAUCCUCCUUUCGCAAAACAUCAGUUUCGCAAGGCAGUGUCUCCCCCUCUCCAUCCUCUACGCUCAAGUCCCCCGCACAAUCAUUACCGCCCCUGACUGGGGAUGGAGACUCAGUUCACGAAGUGUUCCGCAAACAGUCCGCGAAGAUUGAAGAACUAGAAAAAGAAAACAAGCGCUUGGAGAAGGAUUUGUCGGAUGCGACGACGCGCUGGCGCAAGACGGAGGAGCAGGUGGAAGAUUUGCGCGAGGCGAGUGUUGACGGUGCGGAGCUGAAGGAGCAGUUGAAGAAGGCCGAAGAGCAGGUCGCAAGUAUUGAGUCAUUGAAGGACGAAAUUGCUUCUCUCCAGCGACAAAACUCACAACUGCAAACGCGCUCACAUCGGAACACAAGUGCUACAGAGUCACCACCAGUCGACCUGGUCCGCCAGCUCGAGUCUAAAUCGGCCACUAUUGAAUCAAUGGAACUAGAGAUCUCGAACCUGCGCGCUCAGGUCACUUCUCAGACGUCCUCUAACGUUGCGCACGAAGCACAGGUCGCAGCACUGGAAGAGAAAGCCUCGAAGAGCCAGUCGGAACUAGAACGGUCACAACGCGAACUGGCAGACACAAAGCAGGCAUUGACACGGGCAUCCGAGAAAGCAGUCAAGGAAGGUGUCGACAAGACAUCCACAGAAACCUUGAUAAGGUCUCUUCAGCGCGAGAUCGAGGACCACAAGAACGAAAAGGUCGAGUCAGAGAAGAAGAUCGAGGUACUGGAAAACAAGCUACAAGCCAUAGGCAAGCUCCACAAAGAAACCGAAGCCCGACACCAGACACGACUCCGCGAGAGCGAGAAAUCCGAGAAAGACAUCGCCGUCAUGCGCAAAAAGAUCGCCAGCAUAGAAAACGAGAACCUCCGCCUACGCGAAGAAAGCGAUCGCAUCCGCACCCGCCAAGCAGGUGGCGGCGCCGACGAUGACGCCUUAGAUGAACUUGAAGACGAGGAACGCCAGCGUCUCGAGCGCCGCAUCCGCGAGCUGGAAGGCGAGGUCUUCGAUUUGCGCCGUGGCGUCUGGCAAGAAAAGCGCCAGGAAAUGGAAUACUAUCCAGAUGAUGGGCCAAGCCCUGCCUCCGGCGAUGCAGCCAACGCAUUCGAUGACGUCGAUCUUGUUGGCGGACGGCCUGAACAUGCCCGCCGUCGCAGCAUGGGCCAACAGCAGCAGCACUCGUCUUUCUCGACGGUUCUGUCUAGUGGCUUCGCUGCCUUUACGGGGGCUGGUGGGAACCGUGCUCGUGCUUCGUCGUCUAACCCGCCCCAUCCGCCUGGUACUAGGGGAAGUCUUGAGCUCGUUUCUGAGGAGAAUCUUGAUGACGAAUUUGAUGAGAGCGCGUUCGCACUAGCGCAGGCCGAAGAGGAGGGUCGAAAGCGUGUUGCCUGGAUGCGUGAUAUCAAGAGCAAGCUUCGCGACUGGAACGGCUGGCGCCUGGACCUGGUGGAUAGUCGUGCUGGCGCGGAGGGUGCUGGCGUUGGCAUGGGCGAGAUUUUCGAAGUCUAG